CGCAAAGCGUCGAUCUUGACCGACGCCGCGCCGCGAUCGCCGGCCCUUCAAUCGUCUCGCAAAGUGACACAUUGUGGAUAUUUGGGUGCUUUUUCUGUGAAGUGACAGGCGAUUGCCGAGUUUCUGCAUAAAGAUUCGUAUAAAUCUCAUGGAUGGAUAUUCUGGAACUUAACAAAAUAAACGCCACUCCUCAGAAGAUUAAGAGUAGUCAAAAGCAAUCCUCCAAAAUGAAGAUGAGCAAGGUGGGAAACCAGACGAACUCUCAAGACCCUCAGGCGGUAAACUCGAGAGUUUUCGUCGGAAAUCUGAACACAUUCCAGUGCUCCAAAACGGAUGUGGAAAGGAUGUUUCAGCGUUAUGGACGGCUAGCUGGAAUAUCGAUGCACAAAGGAUACGCUUUCGUGCAGUUUACGAAUCCUUUUGAUGCUAGAAGUGCCUGUUUGGGGGAGGAUGGCAGAACUGUUCUCAGCCAAAUCUUAGAUGUUAAUAUGGUGGCAGAGCCGAAGCCCCAUCAAACGGGACGAAAAAGACAGAACGUUGCCAAAACAGGAAACGACUGGGACUACUACUACGACAGUUACUACGCUUCAACGUCAUUUCCUGUGGGCCCUUCGCGAUUGGUUCCGCCGAUAAAAAGGCAAAGGUUAAUGACAACUGCAAGAAAUGGCAAGAACAAUCAAUCGCAGAAAACAACGACUGUUCCGCCACUCGAUCAACUCAAAGUCUACAGCAACCAAGAUAUUUUGAUCUGUGGUAACUGCCGAGAAAUGUACACUGACUUGCACGAUUUACUCGAGCACAAGAAAACUUACUGCAAACUCCGUUUCACAUGCAAAUGCGACGCGAACAAGUCGAAAUCGCCAACUGAUGAUCAUUCGGCGGCAUCACUACUUUGUGUACAAUGCAAAGACGCCUUCCAGAAUGCUUGGGAUCUGAUGGUCCACGCUCAAGCGGCACAUAUGUUGAAUAUCUACGAGUUGGGGGUGCCAGCGUUGGCAAAUUGUGCGUCGCCGCCGCUCUCGCCUAGAGAUAACAACACUCCAGACAAAGAGAACAAGACCGAAACCGUUUGCGACGGCGAGGAGGAAAACGGCGACGCCGACUUCAUGGAGAACGGUCGCGACGGCCUCACGGGUACCCCCGACUCGGCCAACUCCCGCAACGACAAAGAACUCGAGGACCUAAUGGACGUCGAGUCCACAACCAAGACCUGCAUAAUGCAUGCGUUGAGCAUUGUUAGCGCCCCCACGUCGCAACCCGGCUCAUCGCCGCCCCCACUCGCCGCCAUUGCGCCCCACACCGACGCCCCCUGGAAGCCCCAGGGACACACACGACUCUCCCCCAAAAUACAGCACGAACCAUAUUAGUGACCCAAACUCGGCAUUUUUCAUGUAGUGAAAAGGAGCUUCGGUUAUUUUCUCUACUGUUUUAUUGUUUUUUUUUUUCUAAUAAAUAGAGUUCCUGACAAGUCGGGGACUCUAGACUAGAAUUUAGUAGUGUAAACCCGUCUUUUGUCAGAUUCUCAGGAGAUUAGCUGCAAUCAUGAUUCUUGAAAAUUUGAAAUCGGAGAAAUUUUUUUAAGAAAAGCUAAUUAGACUAGACCUUUGUAAAUAUUUAUGUAAAGGAAAAAACAAUUUGACAUAUCAUAAAAUUAUUGUACUUUAAGAAAUUAUUGUUAAUCAGUGCAACUCCCAAAAAUUGUAAUUUUUCGGAGUUUUACUGAGUUUUUUUUUAAUGUAAUAACGAAAUGAAACUAGAAUUUAGGUAUCAUACUUAGUGAAUGCUGUGUUGAAUUAAUUAUAUUUAUAAAAAUGAGAUACUAUUAGACAAUUUGCGAUUUACGACCAAAGUAAAAAAAAACUUUGAAAAAAUAAAUUUGUUGCCUAAAAUUUAUAACGAUACAAGAAGAAUGAACAAAUCUAUAUUAUUAAUGAAGAACUAUAAAAACACGAACAAAAAGUGUGACUUGUUGUGUACUAAGAUAAUUUUUGCUUCGAUUGAAUUUUUCUAUAACUGUCUGAGCUAAUUCUUGGAGUUUAUUUUCGAAUUGUGUUAGUUGUUAUAGGACUAUAAAGUGUGAAUGACCAAUGUUCUAUGAAACUACAAUCAUGUUAAGGACAAAAAGUAUGAACUUUGCCUUGUGAAAUUAUUAUUAGAGCUUUUUGUUUCAGAGUAUUGCUGACGACCAUGUUAUUUAUCUCUAUGUAUGUAAAGUUCUUGUCAUAAUGCUAGUUAUUGAAAAUAUAUGUCCUCCAUUGUA
Tribolium madens (black flour beetle) is the source of this 2260-nucleotide messenger RNA. Its product is annotated as heterogeneous nuclear ribonucleoprotein C-like. Gene Ontology annotation, cellular component: nucleus. The record is from RefSeq and is a predicted model, not a curated record. Gene Ontology annotation, molecular function: RNA binding. The coding region runs from base 153 to 1367 and encodes 404 amino acids. The transcript has 10 exons. NCBI's taxonomy places the organism in Eukaryota, Metazoa, Arthropoda, Insecta, Coleoptera, Tenebrionidae.